Molecule: messenger RNA, 2647 nt
Organism: Thamnophis elegans (Western terrestrial garter snake)
Lineage: Eukaryota; Metazoa; Chordata; Lepidosauria; Squamata; Natricidae
Gene: PRPSAP2
Product: phosphoribosyl pyrophosphate synthetase associated protein 2
Biological process (GO): purine nucleotide biosynthetic process; 5-phosphoribose 1-diphosphate biosynthetic process
Cellular component (GO): ribose phosphate diphosphokinase complex; cytoplasm
Molecular function (GO): ribose phosphate diphosphokinase activity; magnesium ion binding
Source: RefSeq, a predicted model, not a curated record
GCCGCCGCCGCCGCCGCGCCAGCCCCGCCACGGGGCGCAGGUGCUUAAAAGCCGCAUUCUAGAAGAAGCGUGAAGCUGGUGGGCUGAAUUCCCCUAAACUCUUUUCCUGGAUCCCAUCUUCAUUUUCUAUCCAAAGGCGGGACGACAAAGGCAGUUUUGAUGUUUUGCGUGGCACCCGUUGGAACAGGGCCCAUCAUGAACGUCACGAAGGGCGGCCUGGUCCUGUUCUCGGCCAACUCCAAUCCCUCCUGCAUGGAGCUCUCCAAGAGGAUUGCUGAGCGCCUGGGUGUGGAAAUGGGGAAGGUCCAGGUGUACCAGGAGGCAAACAGAGAAACGAGGGUGCAGAUUCAGGAGUCCGUGAGAGGCAAAGACGUUUUCAUUAUCCAGACCGUUUCCAAGGACGUGAACACCAUCAUCAUGGAGCUGCUGAUCAUGGUCUACGCCUGCAAGACCUCAUGCGCCAAGAGCAUCAUUGGGGUGGUGCCCUACUUCCCCUACAGCAAGCAGUGCAAGAUGCGUAAGCGGGGCUCCAUCGUCUCCAAGCUCCUGGCCUCCAUGAUGUGUAAGGCAGGGCUGACUCACCUGAUCACCAUGGAUUUGCACCAAAAGGAGAUUCAGGGCUUCUUCAACAUGCCGGUGGAUAAUCUGAGAGCAUCGCCGUUUCUGCUGCAGUACAUCCAGGAAGAGAUUCCGGACUACAGGAAUGCUGUGAUUGUGGCCAAGUCUCCUGCGUCUGCGAAGAGGUACAAGGGGUGGGCGCAGUCCUUUGCCGAGCGUCUGCGGCUGGGCAUCGCCGUGAUCCACGGAGAGGCUCAAGAUGCGGAGUCCGACCUGGUGGACGGGCGCCAUUCGCCCCCAACAGCCAAAAGCGCCGCUGCCAUUCACCCAGCUUGGAGAUACCCAGUAAGUACCCCCACUCGGGCAGGAGAAGAAGCCUCCAUCACUGUGGUUGGAGACGUUGGGGGACGAAUAGCCAUCAUUGUGGACGACAUCAUUGAUGACGUGGACAGUUUCCUGGCGGCCGCAGAGACCCUGAAGGAGCGAGGCGCCUAUAAGAUCUUCGUCAUGGCUACCCACGGCCUCCUCUCCUCUGGCCCCCGCUUGAUAGAGGAGUCGGCCAUCGAUGAGGUUGUGGUGACCAACACCGUUCCUCACGAGAUACAAAAACUGCAGUGCCCCAAAAUCAAGACGGUGGACAUCAGCCUGAUCCUCUCGGAGGCCAUCCGCAGAAUCCACAACGGGGAAUCCAUGUCCUAUCUUUUCAGAAAUAUCGGACUAGAUGACUGACGGUUGCUUGCGCGGGCUUGAAGGAAGGAAAGAAAGAGAGAGAAAGAGAGAGAGAGAGAAAGAAAAGAAAGAAAGAAAGAAAGAAAGAAAGAAAGAAGAAAGAAAGAAAGAAAGGGAAAAAAGAAAUUUUUAGGGGCCAAACUGGACAUGGGACAGAAACCCAGCUGUGAAUUAUUAUUAUUUUUUUGGUGGCUUAAUCUUUGUAUUGUGUUUUUUUUUAAUUAGAUGGCUUUUAUCCCCCCUCCCUCUCCUUUCCGGUGGUUUAAAUGGAGUAGAUAAAAUCCUCAGAGCUUAUUUCCUCGCGAUUUUGUUUUUUUCGAGAAAGAGAAAAGGAUUUUAUAAAAGGUUUUUAAAAACAGCAAACAACAACCCUCUUUUCACUUCUAGAGACGGUUCAGGUUAGCUGCGCUAUUUUGCAAGCAAGACCCCUUCCUCCCUCUCCCCCCCACCCCCCGCCCAGCAGAGGUUUUUCUGCUGCAGCUUCAUUGCAAGGAAUCCAUGGAUGGUUGUCCUCUUUUUGGGGUGUGUGUGUGGGGGGGGGGGGAUUGGGGUGAUCUUGGCAGCAGGAAGGGCUGUACCUCAAGGGCAUUUAUUUCUUAACAUGGAUCCAGAACUGGGAUGGAACCAUGCUCAUCAUUUUGUCCCAGCAAGCACUCCAUUAGAGCAAUGUUUCGCAAUGUUUCUCAAAUCUUGGCCCCUUUAAGGUGGGUGGACUUCAACUCCCAGCAUCCACGCUGGCUAGGGAAUUCUGGGACUUGAAGCCCAUCCAUCCUCCAAAGUGGCCGACCUUGGGAAGAACUGCUAUAGAGCUUGAGAUAAAGGCAGCCGUGUCAGAGACGCGGCUAUUUGUCCCGUGAAAGCAGCGGGAGGGGAAUGAACGGAAGCGGCUGUUUUCAUAGGGGUUGAAUCCUGGGGAUUUGAAAUCCACCCGUCUUAAAAGUGGCCAUAAAGCUUGGGAAUGAAAGCACCCACGUCGGAUUCGGCUCCUCGUCAUUGAAAGCAGCCGCUUCUGUUCUUCUUCCAUCCCCCUCGUGCGUCUUCGCGUUAUCUUUCCGUGAGAUUCUCACAGGGCCCAUUCUCCUGCGUUAACUGGAAGACAAGGUAGCCCAUAUCCUCCUUCCCAAUCCUCCCGGCUUGCUUCCAAGUGCUUUUGUGUGUUGUUCUACAAGCUGUAGUAGUUACGGCGUGGAGUUUUGUCUCCGGGACCAGCCAAACAAGAAAACCGCACCGUUGUAUGCAGUUCCGUGUCUUUUUUCUUUUGUAACCAUGCUUUUAUAGGGGGGGGGAAAAAAAGACCACGAGGAACCUGCACUGGUAUUUAUUUUCUGGCACAAAUAAAACGACUCUGGGUUUUGCAUGA